This is a messenger RNA of Meloidogyne enterolobii, 2283 nucleotides long. NCBI's taxonomy places the organism in Eukaryota, Metazoa, Nematoda, Chromadorea, Rhabditida, Meloidogynidae. The record is from the annotation of a GenBank genome assembly.
UUUUUUUAUUAUUACCUAACAGCUGCGCGGCUUUUAAUAGGUAAAUGAAAAUAAAUAAAAGGAGGGGUGAAUGGAGUAAAUCGGAAGUGAAUAAUGUAAAUAAAAUAUUGAAUGAAUAAAAGAGAGAGAAUAUAUUUUUGUUUGGUUAUUGACAACCUUUUUUAUGAAGAAAAUUAAAAAUAUUUUUUUUUAAAUUUUAGUUAAUAUAUUUAUUAAUUUACCUAAUUUAUUUUCUUCUUCAAAAAAAUAAUGAAAGAAUUAUUCGAGAAUUGUUGUUUAGGAUAUACCCAAAAUGUUCAAUUAUUAUUAUUUAAAAUGAGCAAAAAACAAAGUAGUAGAAGAUCUCCUUUAAAAUUUUUUCGUUUCUCUCCUUCAAAUGAUGACAGUCAUUUCUCCAACCCCCCAACUGGCUGGUUAUGUAAUCUUCGUCAACCAAAUACUUUACAUACACUUUUACAUUUGGCAGCCCUCCAUGGGCAUAAAGAAAUUGUUCAAAUUUUAAUAGAAAAAGAUAAACAAUUAAUUAAAAUAAAAGAUCGUCGUGGAUGUCUUCCUUUGCAUUUAGCUGCUUGGAAUGGGCAUUUAAAUAUUUUGGAGAAUGAAGUAAAUAAUUCUCUACAGACUGCCCUUCAUUUAGCUGUUCAAAAUGGACAUGGUCCUUCAAUACUUUUUAUUUUAAAGAAAAAUGGAAACCCAAAAAUGCGCAAUGCACACCAUGAGAAUUCUUUGGACAUUGCUGUUCGAACGGGACGAGCAAAUUUGUGUAGACUAUUGUUGAUGCAUUGCCCUGAACUUCCAGUUUUGAGUACUUCAGAGUGUUGCUCGACAACACCAGCUCAUCUAUCAAAAUCUUCUUAUUCAACCCCAAUUUAUCCAUUACAUAUAGCCGCUCGAAUUGGAAAUGAAGAUUGUUUGAAAGUUUUAUUAGAAAAUGGCUUUGACACAAAAUAUUUGGGAACAGAAGGGACUGCAGUACAUAUAGCUGCAAUUAAUGGAAAUAAAAAUGUUUUGAAAAUAUUACUUGAUAAUGAGGAUCCCCUUUCUUUAUCUUCUAUUAACGUAAAAAAUAUUGAAGGCCUAACAGUUUUUGAAUUAUUAAAUAAACAAUUGUCUAUUUUCGGUUCAUCUAAUGAAAAACGAAUUCAUGAACGUGUUCGUAGUUGGGAAGAAUGCAGAAAUAUUAUUUUAAAAUAUUCAUCAAAAGAAAAAAGAGAGCAAAUUGUAGAAAAACAAAAUAAUAAGGAAAAUAAAAAGAAUUUAAUACCCAAUGGUUGGACAAUUCAGGCAUAUAUUUUUAAUAAUAAAAGUCAUCCACCUUGCACAACUUCUUCUAAUUCUCAUUCUCCUAAACAAAGACAACCCAUUAGGACUGACAACAAAACCAUAACAAAUACUAAUAUUCACAGCAAUUCUCAUGCUAAAAGUGAUUGUCCAAAUUCCACUUCCGAGGACUGCCCUUAUCAGCCAUUGCCAGAAGAAAUUGGAAAUAAAUUAGAAAAUAACCAACGAAAGAACAUUAAUGGAUUUAACUAUCAAAAUUUGCCUAAAAGAUGUUUAUUGUAUGAUAAUGCGCCUUUAUCAGCUGCUGGUAGACGGAAAUGGCAACAUAAUUGUUGUCAUCCUCCGAAUAAUUCCUCUUCAAAUUCUCCUCUUCCUAGAGCUGAUUACCAUAGUUCUAAUUCAAAUUUACCUCAUUCAACAAAACAAAAAAAUAGUAAAGAAUCAAAUAAUUCCAUAAAUAAAGAAAUAGAAGAUGAAGAAGGUAUUCGUUCACUGCCUGUUUUGUCAUAUAAUUCCAUCACAAAGUUAGCCAAUUCAAACAAGUCUUCGCCGGAAUCUUCUGAAGAAAAAUUCCCUAAUCAAAAGCAGCACUCUUCUCAUUUCCAUUCUUCUUCUACUACUUCCUCUCCAUCUUCUCCACCUCCACCACAAUUAUCAGAAGGAUUUUCUUUAAAUAAUAAUUUUAAAGUACUUCAACCACAACAACAAGAAUAUUUUACUUUACCUCCACCUCCUCCCCCUCCCCCAUUCUCGUCUUUUCCUUCGCCUUCUCCUUCUUGUUCAUCUGGUUCAACUCCUCAUUCUCGCUUUCAUUCAAUGGAAGGGAAAGGAAAUAAUAUUAUUAAUAAUGAUAAAAUAAAUAAUAAUAAUUCCAUCAGUCAACAACAAUUAAAUGACAAACAAAAUGAAAUUAAUAACAAUUUAAAUAAAUCUAAUAAUAAUGAUGAGGAUGAUGGUGGUGAUAAAUUUAGAUGGAAAGAGGCGAAUAUUUUUUUAAAUUAA